Molecule: messenger RNA, 1149 nt
Organism: Purpureocillium takamizusanense
Lineage: Eukaryota; Fungi; Ascomycota; Sordariomycetes; Hypocreales; Ophiocordycipitaceae
Exons: 3
Coding region: 1-1149 (382 amino acids)
Cellular component (GO): cytoplasm
Molecular function (GO): oxidoreductase activity, acting on the CH-OH group of donors, NAD or NADP as acceptor
Source: RefSeq, a predicted model, not a curated record
AUGUCCAUGGACGACGUCAUCCGGGGCAAGGCCGCCCUCAUCACCGGCGCUGGUUCAGGCAUCAACCUCGCCUUCGCCCGCCUCCUCCUCGAGAGCGGCUGCUCCGUCAUCAUCGGCGACCUCGCCCUCCAGCCCGAAGCCCAAGCCCUCGUCGACCAGUACACCCCUUCUUCUCCUGCUUUUUCUUCUUCUUCCCCUCCUCCCCCUGCUUCUUCUUCUUCUGCAACAACAACGUCAACAACAUCUUCCUCCUCCUCCCCCCUCCCGUCGCCGCCGCCGCCGCCCCCAUCGCAGCAGCAGCAACGCCCCCGCGCCCUCUUCCACCGCACCGACGUCUCCUCCUUCCCCCAGCUCACCUCCCUCUUCUCCUUCGCCGCCACCACCUUCCCCCACACCCUCACCAUCGUCGUCGCCGGCGCGGGAAUCUUCGAGCCCCCCUGGUCCACCUUCUGGAGCCCCCCGCGCACCGACUCCAACCCGCUCUCCCCCUCGCGCGACGACGCGGCCGCAGAGCCUGGCGCCUUUGCCGCCCUCUCCAUCAACCUCGUCCACCCCAUCCGCCUCGCCCAGCUCGCCCUCGCGCACUGGACGCGCAACGGCAUGACUGCUGCCACCGUCGCCGCCAAUACUGCUACCACCGCCCCCGCCGCGAAUGGGACGACGCCCAACGGUCACAACAACAACAACCACCACCACCACCGCCACCCCCCUACCUUUGUCGCCGUGAGCAGCAUCGCUGGCCACACCGCCUCCCCCGCCUACCCGCUCUACUUUGCCAGCAAGUAUGGCCUGCACGGCUUCGUCCGCUCCAUGGGCAUGCUGCGGGACGCUGUGGGCGUUCGCUUCGGUGCCGUCGCCCCGGGCGCUGUCAAGACGCCCAUCUUCGACAACGACCCCUCCAAGGCCAACCUCGCCAGCGGCACCGUCAACUGGCUCCCCGCGUCCGACGUCGCCCGUGCCAUGCUCCGCCUCGUCGUCGACCCGGCCCUCGGCGACGGCACCAUCCUCGAGGUCCUCCACUCGGGCUCCCGCGUCGUGCCCCUCUUCAACGCCGACCCUCCCGAGGCCCUCGACCAGAUGCUCCCCGCCCUGCGCAGCGAGGUCCAGCUGCUGGCCGAGAAGCUCGCCUCCAACCAGUUUGCCGUCUAA